ACCUAUCGUCGUACUUAGGGUAUGGCAAGUUCAUGUUUUAGGUGAGUGUGUCUAAAGCUCUGCGUUUCUUAAUUGUUUAAUAUCGUUCUACAUUUGUUUUUCUAUACAUAUAUUUAAGUAAUCGAUACAUUGUCAGUUUUAAACUCUUUUCUUACUUUAUAUUCUUUUCAUUGUAUUUACCUGCACUUCUUGAGGUUAUAUUUGUUAUAUUAGUGGUUGUUAAAUUAAAUAACGUGGACGAGUAUGGCUUUGAACGACCUCAAAAUUUUGAUUAUGAAACAUACGAAGAAUUUAUGUCCGAAUAUCUUAAAGUUCUUGCAAAACGUGCCAAAAAAUGGGCAGAAAUCUUUGGCGAAGGGAAAUCCUUACAACGAUGUAUUAUGAUAAAAAGAUAUGUUCGCAAAGGUAUUCCAGGAGAAUAUAGAGGCCAGGUAUGGCUUUCUAUUAGUGGAGGAGACGAGAUGAAACACGCAGCACCAGAUCUUUAUGAAAAAUUAUUACAACCUCCACACAACGCAGAAAUUGCUUCUGUCAUCAAAACUGAUCUCCCACGAACAUUUCCUGAUAAUAUUUUUUUUAAUAAUACUGAAAAUCAACAACACCAAUUGUACAAUAUUUUGUUGGCAUUUGCUCACCAAAAUAAAACUGUGGGAUAUUGUCAAGGUCUCAAUUACAUUGCAGGAUUGCUUUUACUAGUAACUAAAAGUGAGGAAACAGCAUUUUGGUUAUUAAAAGUAUUGAUAGAUAAGAUUUUACCUGAUUACUACACUCCAACGAUGGAUGGACUGCUUACUGACAUAGAUGUACUGGCAGAAUUAGUUAGAAUAAAAAUGCCGGACAUCUAUCAACAUGUAACAAAUUUAGGAUUACCCUGGCCGGUGAUUACAACUAAGUGGUUCGUGUGUUUAUUCGCAGAAGUUUUACCAAUCGAGACAACAUUGCGUAUAUGGGAUUGUCUAUUUUAUGAAGGUACGAAAAUAAUAUUUCGUGUCGCAUUGACCCUCAUUAAACGAAACAAAGAUAAUUUAUUAGCUUGUCAAGAUUUUACUUUACUGGCUGAAUGUUUUAAAGAAAUUACGAAAGAUAGUAUUGUUUUACAAUGUCAUGAUUUCAUGCAGAGUAUUUUUAAAGUACCUGGAUCACUGCCUGGUAGCACAAUUAUCAAAUUACGAACAAAAGUUACACAACAACGAAUUGAACAAAAAGAUAAUAAGUUAAGACGAUAGUAUCUAGAAAAGGAUACCCAAUAUCCACCGAAAUAAUCUAGUCCUUUAAUUCAUGUUUCAAAAUUGAUAUGAUAAAAGUAAACUUAUAUUAUUAUUAUUAUUAUAUAAGCACUUAGUAAUGUUGUAAAUAUAAAUUUAUAAUUAGAAUAUUAUAAGAUUGCAUUGUAAUAUAUAGUUGAAUUAAUUGACUUAUUUUGGACCGAAGAUCUAAACGACUUUAUUGUAAAAGAAUUAUGAUAAUAACAAGAACGUAUGAUGUAUGCAAUACAAGUAAUCAUACAACAAA
Molecule: messenger RNA, 1512 nt
Organism: Polistes canadensis
Lineage: Eukaryota; Metazoa; Arthropoda; Insecta; Hymenoptera; Vespidae
Product: growth hormone-regulated TBC protein 1-A
Exons: 7
Coding region: 294-1226 (310 amino acids)
Source: RefSeq, a predicted model, not a curated record